AUUGAAUUCAGCCAGAAACCACCACGAUCAGUAAGCAGCACGACGCCCACACACCGAGUCAUGUCGACUAGAGAACCUUUGUGGUAUUGUCAUGAGUGCCAUGCAGAGAUGCGGCCAUUGAUGGUCCCCGAUCCACAUUGCGCCUCAUGUAACGGAACUUUCGUAGAGAAGCUGGAGAACCCAGCAGAUGAUCCGCGAGCGUAUCGCGGCGGUGGCAUGGGAGAUGAGGAUAUGUUUGGCCCCGCGGACUUUAUAUUUGGACUCUCAAGUCUCCUAAAUGCCGGUGGCGUCCCCCCAUCGCAGAAUCGAUCAGGUCCAUCUGCUGGUGCAGGUCAGGGACAGACGUUAGGAGGCAGUGGAGGGAACGCUACGCGAAGUUCAGGCGGAAAUGGCGGAGGCUUCACAAUACGUAUAGACAGGACAGGCAAUGGUCCAGCACGCACCGUUAUUACCGGUGGUGCUCCAAGAAGUGAUAACAACGGUGGUAACGGCGCAGCUCGAAUACCUCUACUUUCAGAGUUCAUUCAGAGAGCCCCUCAAGGGGGUCAAGGGGGACCCGAUCAUGAGACCAUCAACGGUCCUCUGAUGUUUCAAUAUCUCCUAGCGAUGCUCUCGCAAGGUCGGAAUGGUGGGACGCCCGGCGUUCUGCCUGGGAUGUUCCCUCCUGGUGCGGAAGGUGGGAGAUGGGGCGAUUAUGUCUUCAACCAAGAAGGUAUUGUUUCUGUUUCCCCGGUGGCGCAUGAACCGAACAUUGACACGAACAUAUUGCUCCCAGCAUUGGAUCAAAUCAUCACUCAGCUCAUGGAAAAUUCCCAGAGUCAUCCUGUUCCCGCAACUGAGGAAAUCAUGCAGAAGCUGCCAAGGGAGGUAUUGACGGAAGAAUCACCACUACUAGAGAGGGAUUGUGCAGUCUGUAAGGACCAGUUCCAACUGAACACAGAUGAUCCUGCCGAACAGGUUGUCGUAACCCUCCCCUGCUCACAUCCAUUCCACGAACCAUGCAUCAUACCAUGGUUGAAAUCCAGCGGUACAUGUCCUGUCUGCAGAUACGAGCUUGUGCCGCAGCCUCAACAUGGUUCUAACAAUAACCCGGGUGGAUCGAACGUCAAUGACUCUCAGGGUCCUGAUAAUCCAUCCGGGGGCAGCAACAACAGUCAGAACCAAAACCAAAACAACAAUCCGGGUGUAUUCGCCAACUUGUUCAACCUCGUGAGUGGUUACAGCAAUAACAACGGCCACAGCAGCAACACCGGUCAGAAUAACAACGCACAACAUUCAAGUUCUGGCAGUUCGCAAUCAAGGCGUGGUAUCCCCGGAAGUUGGGAAGAGGAUGUGGACUAGUCUUGGGCGGUGCAUUGAUCUUGGCAUUGUUGUAUUCUGAUGUAUUUUAUAUCAUCUGUAUCUCUUUAGGACUCCCGCUCUCGCUACUAUAGACUCUUUUUAUUCGCGCGUUUCUUCAUACCCUCAUCGAA
Molecule: messenger RNA, 1472 nt
Organism: Somion occarium
Lineage: Eukaryota; Fungi; Basidiomycota; Agaricomycetes; Polyporales; Cerrenaceae
Source: the annotation of a GenBank genome assembly